Molecule: messenger RNA, 1419 nt
Organism: Syzygium oleosum
Lineage: Eukaryota; Viridiplantae; Streptophyta; Magnoliopsida; Myrtales; Myrtaceae
Exons: 3
Coding region: 232-1035 (267 amino acids)
Source: RefSeq, a predicted model, not a curated record
GCCGAGGCUUUCCCGGCCAAAUUGCUCGUGCGGGAGAGACUUCCAUUGUCGCUCUGAAACUUUCGAAAAAAAUUUUCCCGAGAAAAAAAACACUGACCGAGAAACCGGAGAUCAAGAGCGGUUCGUUUCGCCUGCUCGGGGGGAGCUGCUUCGUCCUCCUCCUCUUGCUCUGCGAGAUUCUCGGGGGUCCUGUCCUCCUCGUGCUGCGGGCGGCGGGCGGCGGCGGCGGCGAUGGUGAGCGCGAGGCUGAAGGAGCGGGAGCGCGCGCGGGGCUCCGCCGCGAUGGGCUCCUCCGGGGGGCCGAAGCAGCUCCACAAUUUCGCGCUGCCGUGCCUCAAGUGGAGCAACCAGAAGCACCUGCGGUGCGUGAAGGUGGGCAGCCCCGGCACGAGCGUCCCGGACGACGGCGGCGGCGGCGGCGGCCGAUCCCUCAAGGUCGCGAUCAGGCGGCGGAUCGGAUCGGACGCCGAGGACGCGGGCGAGGCACGGGAGCUGGGCGGUAGGCCGGGGGUGGUCGUCCUCGGGCCUCGAGGCGGCGGCGGCGGCGGCGGGGACGGGGUGGGAGGGCGGAGAGAGAAGAGGAGGUUGAGCGAUGAGCUCUGGGGGGAGAGGGAGGAAGAUUCCGGUGUUCUGGCCGAGAAUAAGGAAGUGUCGGAGGCGCAGGUGGCUGUGCCGUGGAAUCUGAGGACGAGGAGGCCGGGUUAUAAGGGUCCGACCUUCGUGUAUGGAGGAGCGAAAUUCGGUGAUUCACCGACCAGGAGCGAGGAGGUUGAUGUUGGUGGUGGUGGUGGUGGUUAUGGUAGCGGCAAUGGUGGGAAGAACGAGGAGAGAGACGAGUUCGCGGUGCCGCUCAAGAGGAAGGAAAUCGAGGCGGAUUUCAUGGCGAUGACCGGACAUCGGCCCCCGCGUAGGCCGAAGAAGAGAAACAGGGCAGUGCAGAAGAAUUUGGAUACUCUUUUUCCUGGAUUGUGGUUGACGGAAGUGACAGCUGAUGCGUACAAAGUCGAAGAGGUUCCUGAAUAUCCAGAGAAGUAGCAAAGGGAGUGGGCACCUUUAAUGGAACUCCAAAUGGCUUCCUUUUGGCUCUCUGCGAAUUGGGUAGAUGGUGGAACCGUGGAAGGGUCCUUUUCCUCCUUGCUUGUCACCGGCGAUUAGUUGCUUAGAAGUGCUGGUUUAGGUUGAUAAUUAGUUAUAUAUCGAUAUCUCUCUCGAUCUCAAUAAGCCUCUUUCUUAUAAAUAUGGGCGAUUGGCCAAAACUGCGAGGGUGCUGUGGAUAAUUGAGUAUUGGAUGUUUCAUUUUGGUUUCGAUCAUUGCAAGUGUUUAUCAUCAAAAUUUGAUGUGAAUAUCAUUUAGCUAAUGACAGUGAGCAAUUCAAGCAUUAUUUGGCGCUCCCUAGUUGAGCGAACUAUUUGCGUUCA